AGAAACCACUGCCUAUACAACUUUUAUAUAGUCAUGUUUUCAUUCUAUUUUGUAAAGGCUCUGCAUGCCUCAGGUGAAACACACCAAUUACAUUUUCUUUAAAGCUCCAGUAAUUACCAAAGAUAUCAUUAUGUAUAAAAGCCCUCCAACGUAGCCAGCUACUAAGUAGGAUUAUACUGGCAAACUAUAGAUUUUAACGUUAAAAAGCUUGCAACCCCCUCUCUUGGACGAAAGGCUUUGCGUUUCUCAGUGGUGUACUAAACUUGGUUAUAGAAAUUUCCGUAGCUCGUUCUUCAAUAUAAACUCGCUAAGCAGCUGCAUCUUGGGAAAGCCCUAAAAAGCCUGCUCGAGGCUUUGGACGAAGGAGAGGCAAGUCGCCGUUCUUUACUGGACUUGAAGAGAACCAUCUUCUGGAAGAUGGCCAUCUGGAUCAGAUAGUCCCUUCCCUUAAUUCUCCCAUGCAUUGCUCACCCAAGUCCCAAGGAAACUCUGAACCUGGGGAACGAUAUUCUCGCAAGGUAUUUGUUGGUGGGCUUCCCCCGGACAUUGAUGAAGAGGAAAUUACAGCAAGUUUUAGACGAUUUGGCCCUCUGGUGGUGGAUUGGCCACACAAAGCAGAAAGCAAGUCUUACUUUCCACCUAAAGGUUAUGCGUUCUUGUUGUUCCAAGACGAGUCCUCUGUUCAGGCCCUGAUUGACGCAUGCAUCCAGGAGGACGAGAAACUGUACCUCUGUGUUUCUAGUCCCACAAUCAAAGAUAAACCGGUCCAGAUCCGACCUUGGCGACUCAGUGAUGCUGAUUUUGUAUUGGAUGCCUCCAUGCCGCUUGAUCCCAGAAAAACUGUCUUUGUGGGUGGAGUUCCUCGCCCCUUGAAAGCUGUGGAAUUGGCUAUGAUCAUGGACCGAUUAUAUGGAGGAGUGUGCUAUGCGGGCAUUGACACAGACCCAGAACUGAAAUACCCAAAGGGAGCGGGAAGAGUGGCGUUUUCCAACCAGCAGAGCUACAUAGCUGCUAUCAGUGCUCGUUUCGUGCAGCUGCAACACGGAGACAUUGAAAAGAGGGUGGAAGUCAAACCAUAUGUUCUAGACGAUCAAAUGUGUGAUGAAUGCCAAGGAGCUCGAUGUGGAGGAAAAUUUGCCCCCUUUUUCUGUGCUAAUGUCACCUGCCUCCAGUACUAUUGUGAACACUGCUGGGCCACGAUCCACUCUCGUCAAGGACGCGAAUUUCACAAGCCACUGGUGAAGGAAGGGGCUGAUCGGCCUCGGCCAGUACCAUUUCGCUGGUGUUAGAGUGACAGAGGAUCUCUGCAUAUGUUUCUGAGUAGCGAUUUCCAUGCCACUUCCCUAAUCUUUCUGAAACACCAGCUUUUUUUAGGCAUUUCUAGGUGUGGCUUGUGGUGUGGUAGCACAGCCACUUAAGUUUUACUGUUCUUUAUGUGUUUGUUCCUUCACCACUCUGGAAAUUAAAUAUGUGGCUGUAGACAUAUUUUCAGAAGUUCGUAAUAUAUAUAUAUCAUAAAAUUUACAUUUAAUAUACAUAUAUAAAUAUAUAUAUCUAUAUUUUUUUCUUUUUUUGAUAGUUAAGUGAGGGUGGGAAAAGUCAUAUUGCUUGCUUCUCUGUACUCAUUGCUGCUAAUGAGACGAGAAACAGAAUAUACCAGUUGAAGUUUUUACUUCCUGGAAUUUUUAGACAGAAAGUAACAUAAAACAAUGUUUUUAUUUUGUCCCAUUAUUAUAUUAUUAUCUAGGAAAUCUGUUUAUAGAAUAUCUAGACCAUCAAUUUGACUUUCAUGUUGUGAUAACUUGUUUGUAAUUUAUCUACCUGAGGGGGUUCUCCCAGGAUCCUGAAUGUUUACUGCUUCAAUAACUUACUCAACCUAGUCAGCACGUGCUCCUCUGACAAGGGUUAGAAUUGGAAGUCCCUAGUCCUGGAGUAGUGCAUUUUUAAUGUGAUUUCAAAAUGUUAGUUGUUGCCUUAUAUAUUUUAGCUUAAAACAUUGUACUACCUUAUGGUAAAACACUGUACUACCUUAUGGUAAAACACUGUACUACCUUACGGUAAAACACUGUACUACCUUACGGUAAAACACUGUACUACCUUAUGGUAAAACACUGUACUACCUUACGGUAAAACACUGUACUACCUUACGGUAAAACACUGUACUACCUUAUGGUAGCUUGGUCAUUGGACAACGCUCAUUCAGUCAGUCCUCAGUGUACCUUCCCGUUUUGAUUCUCCCUCACGUGAGCAAUAAAUCCAGGCCUUAACUUUUAGAAGACCUUUUGGCCUCCAUCCUACUUUUCUUACUAGGCCUUUUUAAAAAAAAUUAAGUUCAAAGCUGGACUUUCCGCACCAGCAUUUUUACAGUCAUUGUUUGUAGACUAUGAUUCAUUCUCAGAUAACACUUUAAAUUAAUCAGGUAGCAAGAGUUGUACCUGUUAUUCAGACUCAAUUGAAAGGUGUUGUGGCUUUUACCUGUCUUCUAAUAAUCCCAGGUCAUUCUUACAGGCUUUUCUUCACAUCUGGAUUUGUGCAAAGAGCAUAAUGAACAUGCAUGCAAGUGCAGUUCAUGUUGAUGUGUUGCUUAUUCAGCAUGGGAAGACAGUGUUCCUUGACAUAUAUCUAUGGGUGGAGCCAUGCAUAAGACUUGUUAGUACAAUAACCUCCACAAUUAAGUAGAAGUAAGUAUAGUUCAGAUAAAUCUUCUGCACCCUUUAUAUUACCUCAUAAAUUUUUAAUUGUUUUUUUUUUAGUAAAAAGUUUUGAAGAACUACUAAAUAUGUAUAGUUCAAAUGAUAAACAAUUUUCAACAUCCAAGUAAAAUAUAUACUAGAGAAUAUGACUAAAAACAGGUCAACUUUACUUUCUAUGAUUGCUCAGAAACUGGAGUUAUUCUGUAGAGAAAAUACCAAUUUUUGAAAAUUAAUAGUCCAGUACAAUCUGUUGUUUUUUCCUCAGGAAGGUACUUUGUUUCUUGUACAGAUAUUACAGAUUUUCUUAUCCUCACAAGAUACCUCAGUCUCCUAGCAAACAAUGAACUUGUACAGAAUUGCAGAAAAACUUCCAAAGUGAUUGACUGAGAGGAAAGAGAGCAGAUUUAUUGAUAGGAUAUGUGCAAUUAGCCUAACUGUGAUGGAAAGUAUGACUGCUCUUCUGUGGGGAAUAUAAACGUACAUUCAGGUGUUAUGCUGGAUGUUUCUGUAUGGUUAGGAGUGUGUAUGUGUGCUUCUGUCUGUAUGUAUGUGUGUCUAGGUGGUAGCAUUCAAGCAUUUUUGCAGUGUUUAAUCACAUAGGUACUUCAAGUAAAGCUGUGUAAUAAAGUCGGCUCUUUUAAGGUUAGCUUGUCUACAUCUUAAAAACAAAGAUUUAGAUGAAAACUAUGUCUAGUUAUUUCUUAAGUCAGUGUACCUCUUAUCUAGUCCUUUUGAAAUUUUUGAGCAUUAAUUUUAGAACUGUUGUUGUUUGUAGCUGUUCAGCCAUACAAAGUUAAUUAAUAAACACCAAAAAGUGUCUGAAUUAGUGUUGGAUAAAGUUCAGUAUUACUUGUGGAGCACUUGCUUGUUCGGUGUCUGAUUAUCUCUCUUUUUUUUUUUAAGCAUCUGUCUUGUUGAAUGUGACUUUCAGUUCAGAGUAAUUCAUCUAAGUUUCUGUUACUGCUACACCUAAGAAAAAGGUAUUGUCCUACAAAAGGACGUUAUUUUAUAGCCACAGGGGACAAUCACAUCUACCUAGCAACAUGGAGAAAGCUGCACUAGUGAACUCUAAUUUUGGGAGCUUCCACUGGAAUGCUUCAAAGUCUGUGUUUGAUGUUCUCUUUCCAGUGACUUUUUUUUAACAUUUUUGUUAUGACUGCUUUCUUUUCUUAUAUUCCAUGGUACAACAUUUGAAAUGUUGAAGUCAGGUACUCUGUUGUCAUUUUUUGGUUUUCUAUAUAAAAAAAAAAUCUCACCUUUAGACUGACUUUCUGAAGUAAGAGAGUUUUUAUCUAUUGUGUAUCUCCUAUUUUUCCAGUUCAGGUGUUAUACUUGAUCCUACAAAGUCUUUCUAAGUGUCUGCGAUAUGCCAGGGUUUUCAAAUGGCUAAUCUAGUUUUUAUUCUAAGUACAAUAACAGGGGCCCAUCUUGAAAAGUAUCCAGAUCUUCUCAGGUUAAGAAAUAAAUGUGAGAAAGAAAAAAAGAUAAUAUGCAGAUUAAUGCAAAAUGAUGGGUGGUAAUAAUGAUAGAUUAAAGAUCAGAAUUGAAAACCUGGUCUACUUAUUUACCAGAGAUUUUACAAAGCACCAUGGUUUGGAUGUAGUUAUAAUUACAGAAAAAGGAUCUGUAAAAACUGAAAUUUAGUACAAAAAAAACCAAAGAAAACAAAAACCCAUUAAACCUAGGUAAUGGUUGAACAUAUCACAGUAGGUUAUAUUGUUCACUCAGGUUGAAGUAUGCUUGUUAGGUACUUAAACAUGUUCUGUAUGUGAUCCCAGUAUAAGUAAGCUGUUUAUAGCAUACCUUAAGACUCUCAGUGGUUGGUGCCAAACACCCUUAAUGGACAUGUUCACGGGUGUGUCAAGGUACUAUCAUUUGUUUUUGUUUAGUUAUAGUAUUGAUUUUUUUAUUUAUUAAUAAUUAUUUAUUUUUGUUGUAUGUAAUGAAUUUAGUCCUUGGUAUAUUUCACUAGUGAAGCUACAACUUGGUGUCACCAAUUUUUGGGUUCUGCACUGGCAAAGUUGGAGUUGACACAUGUGUGAAUAAAUGUUGUAUAAAUAAAUGUUUCCCAAAAUAUACAGAAACAUUUUAUAUUGUAUUAUUGAUUUAAAACUUCUCGUGAAAUUGUUUCUUAUGAAUGUGUAAAAGUUCUUUUAUUUUAACAUUCUAAUAUAUUUUCCCCAAGAGAUGAUGCUUUUUAAAAAACUUUUUUAUUAUAAUAGAACCUACACAUAAAUAAAUAUAUCUUUUAAUAACCUUUGUAAUUAAUGUUACAUUUUCUCAAGAUUUAUAAUGUUCACUAUUUUGUAUUUUUCUGAUUGCUGUAGUGUUUCUGAUGGAAUCUUUUGACAAUUUAGUGUUAUAGCACCAUACAGUAUAUAGCAGACUUUAUUUUUCUUAUGGUGCUAUGUGUACAAUUAAUAUGACAUUUUAUUGCACCUGUAGCUUCUUAUGAAGCACUAGUCAGGUUACAUGUGAUUACUCACUAUAAAGAUAUGUACAUGUAAUCCCAUUUGAAACCAUAAUACACAACAUUACUGUGCAAUAUCAACUUAUUCGUGUAUCUAUAGAGAAUUUGGUUUUGAGCAAGUGAAAUGGUGGUGGUAUAUAAGAUGUUUGUAGUGGAUGACCACCUUUUACAAGUAUUCGAUUACUUAAUCUAUUAUGUGAACAAAAUUCAAUCACGUCCUAGAAAUUUGAUAUUUUACUCCACUUUUCACGAAUAGGCUACAGGUGUAUUUAUAUUCUGUAUUCUCUUGUUACAAGAUUUUUUUAAGUCUGUGUCUGUCCUUUUGUAUUUACUAUUAACCAUAAGAAAUUGGAACAAUUUCAACAAUGACAUCACCGAGUUCCAUACAAAAGUUUCUUUGAGAGGGUUGGGAGAAUAAAAACAUCGUAUGGAUAGCAAGAAAAAAAAAUCCCCUUACUUUCUGACAGUAUGGAAGAUUUUAAAAUGACAGACCAUUCUCCAAAAGCCAAAAGUGUUUCAAGAAUACCAUGCAAGAGCCUUCUAAGUUUUUUUCCAGUGUAAAAGAAUGUUAAUCUGGACAAAACUGAGAAACUUAUGAGCAGGAAAUGUUGAUAAAAAAUGUAUUUAGUCAUUGGCAUUGAAAUUUUCUUAACCUCUUAGUUCUGUUAAAACAUAUUAUUACUGUUUAAAAAAAAUGCUUUUUAAAAACUAUAUUAAGGUUUAGUUUUAUUAUUCAGCAUAAUUUCAUAUUUCAAUGUAUUGUCUGUGUUAAACAUCUGAAUUUUGUAUUGGUAUUUUGAGUUAUGGAAAGUUUAUUUUUGUAAAGUUUUUUAAUAGUAAUUUUCUACAGCUGUUCAUUUUAUAGACUAAAAUAUUAAUAGCAUGAUUGGUUGACAAGAAGAUUGUUUGAUAUAACUGAUAAUUGUUUAAUGACUGGCUAUGCAAGCUGUGCUUAGUCAAUUUUGUGUUGAUUUCGUAACUCUCUUGUGUUUGGGGUUUUUAAAGACUUUUUAUAGGGGUUUUAGUGGCUUGAGAAAAAGCUAAAAGGGAUGUUUUCAAAAAAAAAUUAAUUUUUUACCAGACAGCUUUUUUUGUCAAACCUGAAAACAGGCAUUUACAGCACGACACUUCAAAGCUUAUUUUCAUGGUCAACUAUUUUUAUGGGGUUUUAAAAUUAUUUUUUUGCAGAGAAAUUGGGGUGUUGCAUUUACAUGAUUUUCUGAAGUUGUUAAUAGCAAGUGCUCCAACUUGUACCUCACAGUUUGUGUGGGAAUGGACAAGAUCUUAAAUCUUUCCUGCUGUAAACAAGUUGAGCUGUAGAAAUCGUAAGAGAUGUGACCUGAUUUUGGGGUAACCAUUGUUAUUAGCACAGAGUUUCUACUACGUUUUUAAAUAAAAUACUAUUUCAUAUUCCUUUUGUUUAAUACAAUUUUGACAUGCAUGAUGACGUUUUGUAUACUAUUUGUUCAAUUAAUUUAUUUUGAUCUGAAUUUUUUGGUAAUACAAUAUUUCUGCAUGUUUUGAACAAUGGUUUGUACCUGUAGUGUUUAAGACCACUAGAUUCCUUGUCCUAUGGAAUCUUUGUGUAUGGUAAUUUAUUGUAGUUUCAUUAAAAGCAAAGCAAAAACUCA
This is a messenger RNA of Limulus polyphemus (Atlantic horseshoe crab), 6794 nucleotides long. RefSeq names its product cytoplasmic polyadenylation element-binding protein 2-like. Gene Ontology annotation, cellular component: cytoplasm; synapse; neuron projection. The coding region runs from base 459 to 1289 and encodes 276 amino acids. Lineage: Eukaryota; Metazoa; Arthropoda; Merostomata; Xiphosura; Limulidae. The record is from RefSeq and is a predicted model, not a curated record. The transcript has 8 exons. Gene Ontology annotation, biological process: negative regulation of cytoplasmic translation. Gene Ontology annotation, molecular function: mRNA 3'-UTR binding; translation factor activity, RNA binding; mRNA regulatory element binding translation repressor activity.